CAGUGUAGUACAUGGUAUGUCUACUUUCGGUUUGAUUGAAAUUAAGAUAUGAAUUUUCUCAAUAAAGCAAACAAAUAAUGGAAUGACAACGAUGUUUACAUUAUGUUAUGUAUCUACAUGAUUCUGUUUUUCGUGGACAUGAGUUCACACAGGCUAGUGAUGGAAAUUUUUGUUAUCAGUACCCCUUACCGCCCCUCUUGAUAUGUUCAAUGGGGAAAUAAUGUCGGAUGUGUCUAGCUUGGUACGGGUGCUCAGAACAGUAAGAUGUGAGUGCGAAUUCAGAAUGAUCCGUGUUCUCCUACCGUAACAACUAGGGUAGGGAGAUACCAUACAUAGGAUUCGAAAUGGCAGAGAAACGGGUCUUGCCAACUCUAACAUACGAGGGCAGUGUAGUGAAACGCCCCAAGACGCACUCCAAACAUGGCCGUGAUCCGUUAUCAUAUUUAACAGAGGAUCAGCUUGUUUUUCUAUACACACUGAUGUUGUGUUGUGGCGAAGAUCUGGGAUGUAUUGACCACGGUGUGAUGGGCAGCAUUAAUAUAAUGAAAACGUUGGAUGAAUUAUGUGACAAAGGACUAUGCCUGAGGACGUCAGACAUGAUGCAUCGCUUUAGUCUAGACGGAAGAAGACGGUUUGUAUGUGAUGGCAGACUUUAUGAACUUACUUACAAUGAAUCUAGAGUGAUGAGAUAUUAUGUGACACAAUGCUUGCAUAAUGACAUGGACAAAGAAUUUUUCCUUUGUAUGGCAUCUGAAAGGUGUCUACGAUUGUAUGCAGAGCAGCACAUCCUUUCGUCAUCUGAGGAAAAUUGUCCUAUAACAUUAAUGAGAUUAAUUGUAGAGAGCGAAGUCGAAAGAUUAGAGCUACAUGUAGAAGAUAUUCUUCCCCCUAACUGUGUGUCGGUAAAGAACAUUAGGAACGUUGUACGAGAUUGGUGUCAUCAGGAGAAACUAGACCCUAUACGUUUGGCUGACAAAAUACCCAAUGAGAGAGUUAAAAGCUUUUAUUCUGCGAGUACAAUACUUCCAUCCCCAGAGAAAGAGACAAACCCCAACAUUCCCACAAGCGCACGGAAUAUUCUAUUUUGUAUCUUGUUGUCAAGUGGUUACAGCAUUACUCUUGAAAACGAUAACUGGAGAAGAAAACUCGCGGAGGUAAGAGAGAAAUUGUGUAUGACAGAAGCAGGACACGAACUUGAAGAUCUAGAAACCAUCAACGAAUUAGUAGGGAAAUUGGCCAUACUCAGAAAGACUGGACAAAGGAUUACCUUUAAGUCGGAAAAUAUCAAACAUAAGGUAAUGGCUGAGUUUGCAAUUUACUGUCUCAAAACCGACAAGGACUACGAAUCAUAUCUAAUGAUGACCUCUGAAGAUUCGGUUAUAGAGUAUUGCACAUGUUGGAGAUUUUGGAACCAUACCAACGAAAGAUGCAUAUAUAUUCCAAGAUUCUUAGAAGAUUUGCUGAUAGAAAAGUUUAGAAUAUUUGCUGUACUUCAAGCCAAUCUAAUGGGGAUGGAGGACAUUUUUAUAGCUUCGAGGACGUUUGAUGAUUACACUCCUAUACAGUUGAAGAUAUCGCGAAAAUGUAAAGUACCCAAGGCUGUCUUCAAUAUUGACGAUAUCACAUUGACAAGAUUCAUGGAGGUUGUCAUAGGAAUGGGAUAUGAUUGGGUGAAUCUGAAUAGCGUACUUUGUUCCAUUUUGAUUUUUCAUCCGACAGUCGAUAGUGAAGGAUCCAAUCAAGAUUUUUAUGGUGGAUUCCUAGAGUCAGUAGAGUACAAUGCAUUGCGGAGAGUGCGACAAAUAUAUUUGAAACACCAAGACGAUCCCAAAGUAUGUGAUACCGAUGUACUCAAUCAGCAGAUACACAUUGAGGGAGGCAGUCAGAGACUUUCACUAUCUCCCAAAGAAUGGGCGACACUCAUUUUCAUAUUGCUGGCAGAUAACUACGUUAUCACCAUAGACACAUUAUCCGAAGCAAAACAAAGAAGUAUCAAACAAGCGUUUCCACUGCUGCAAGGUGUUGCACUUCUAUCUGACAUAGAACGCUUGGUAGAAUUAGAGAAAUAUGAUAAAGUUUUAAGAAAAGAAGAAGACAAAAGAAUUAUCAGGUUUGCAUCAGACGAAAUCCGUCAUCAAGUGAUGAGUUACUUUGUCCUGAAUUGUCUUAAAACUGAUGAGGACUACAAGAACUAUAUCAGGCUGUCUUCAGUGGACUCUUUGUUAGAGUAUGUACGUCCAUGGACGUAUACGGGGGGAGGACAAGAACGAUGUUUAUAUCUAACGGAGAUACUUCUGGACGAUUUCAUUGAAAAACUGGGUCUAGAUGCUAUACGACACGUCAUGGUGGGGAGAAAUUUUAAAGACCCGACUGUUAAUUCAGUGAGAGAUAUCAUUCAAAAGAAUGUUAACGUACCACGGGAAAUCUUUGACUUGGACUAUGAAGCACGAUGCAGAUACGUAGAAUGUGCCAAGAAAGGAACCCAGACCACACACAAAGCUCGUGCAAUGAUAGUUGGAUGUGCAGGAGCGGGGAAAACAACUCUUCUGAAGCGACUGCAGAAGUGUGGUCAAGAGGAGAUAAACAACGUCCAAACAACGGUCGGAUUAGAGAUUCACGAAGAUAUCUUUGAAAUAAAUGACGAAGAAAAUGUUUUGAAAGCUCUACAAGAGGAAACGAAGAAGGAAGGGAAAAAACUACUAAGCAUUGUAGACUUUGCAGGCCAGUGCGCCUAUUACGCCUGCCAUCAGGUGUAUCUGAGUAGAAGGGCCUUUUAUCUCCUGGUGAUAGACAUGUCCAAACCUUUCAGUGAAAUAGUUGACCCUAGGGUGUGUGAACAACAAGGAACAGUGUUUAUGGACUGGACGUAUGGGGAAUACGUCUUGUUUUGGAUGAAGUCUAUUCACACAUACUGUGAUAAUGAUACCCCGGUCAUCAUAGUGGGAACUCAUCUCGACAAAACUACUGGACAGACAACCGACACCCUGUUUAACAAAGUAUUGAAACAUCUAGAAUUCAACAAGGACCUCACAACACACUUAGACAGAAGAAGAUGUUUUAUUCUGGGCUUAGAAACAGACACUGACCAAUGUGUGGAUACAAUUAUUGAAUUAGAAAAAUGCAUGGUUUCUAUUACAAAACAUGAUCGUUGGAGGGAAACCAUCCCUACAGAUUGGGCGUUGUGUGAGGUUCUCCUUAGAGAACAGAGAAGAAAGGGACAGAAAAUGAUGUCAGUUUCAGAAUUGACCCCGAUUUGUUUUGACGGAAAGAAAGGGAAGGAUUCACAAAUAGAGGAUGUGUUGAAAUUGUACCAUGAUAUGGGUGUUGUGCUGUACUUCCAAGAGAAACCUCUCAAUGAAACUGUUAUCAUCGAUAUUCAGUGGUUCGUUGAUUCCUUUAAAAAUGUGAUCACUGAUCCAAAUCACGUAAGUGAUGUUGUAGAGAAUGAACAUGACUGGAGAGAGUUUUUUGAAUCCGGUCAUCUUCAGGAUAGGCUUUUAUCCAAAUUACUGAGUAAAACUGAUGAUGACAUUCAUCCAUUGUUCAUUGAUUUUUACCCAAUGAACAUGCCGCACUUCAGUAGAAAUCCUUGGAAUUGGAACCUGGAUAAGAGCAGUCUUCUCCAGUACAUGCAGCGGCUUGGUCUUAUUGCUUUGGGGCGGUUUUCUCACUACAUACCAAGCAUGAACAAGCGUACUUUUGGGGCAGAGGAAGGAUCCUACUUUGAAACUCUGAGAUGUAAAACUUCUGUACUUGUCUACAAAUUCGAUUUCUUGCCUUAUUUCUAUUAUUUUCGUCUAAUUGUUGCGUGCUUGGAAAAUGAGGAAUGGGCUGUUCUGGAAAACAAAGGACUAUGCUUGUACAAAAAUGUGGCUUGUUUUAGGUAUAAAGAACAUAUCCUUGCUCUGGCCGUUACCAGAUCAUCAAUACAGCUCCAGAUUUUGCAACCUCAAAAUAAACCGAUCGAGAAAGAAGUUGUACUCCAGGUUCGUGACACUGUCGAUAUGCUGUUAGAGAAACUCACUAAGAAUUUUCACAAAACCGUAAUGUUUAUCGUAGGAUACCAAUGCUCAAAGCAGGAGGUAUUUGUCGGACACAAUGACUGCUUUUUAAAAGAGACCGAUAUUUAUGGAAAAGGUGAAAUACCAUGUCCAAGGCACGGGCUGAUGACAGAACAUCGCAUCAAUGAACGAGGACUUCUUUCAUAUUGGAUAAGGGAUGUGUUACCUGUGUCAGAAAGAAAUACAGCAGGUGCAUGCACUGUUCUAGAAGAGAGAGACUUACCAAAGUUCAUCAAAGUGUUUGGAAAGGACAUUUACAUACAGGCGCUAUACCUUUCUCUCUCUGAAAAUGAUAUCGAAAUCAUCAAAAUGGAGUCACCGAACUCAGUCCGUGAACAGAUAUACCACAUCUUGUUAAAGUGGAAACGCAAAACCGGACAAGGGGCAACGAUUGGAUCUCUUUGGGAUGCCUUGCAGCAAUGUGAAAACGACACAGGGACCACCGUGGACUGGGAUGCUUUCCACGAAGGAAUAAAAUCCAUAGUGGAUCAAACAAUUUGAAAUCACUUAUUUCUCAAGUGCUCCAACUUUUGAGGGAAAAUAUCAUUCAAUAUCAGAACAGUUGUAUAUACCUAUUAUCUGAAUAUAUUAUUGUAAAUAUACCGUUAUUGUGUAUUAUAUUUUCUUAGUGAGCAUAUCUACUUUGAAAGCAAUCGUAUUUGAACAUGUAUAAGAUGGGGGAUAUGUAAUCAUAGAUAUGUAUCCAAUAAAUGUAUAUGUAAUCUGUUAUUUAUGGCAGUAUGCGAUUGCGCGCUGUUGUAAUUGAUUUAUACCAUAAAUAAGUCAACAGUACUUCAUACAGAAUUGAUUUCAUGCCCUGUGACAAUGUAUAUAGCUCUAUGAUGACGUGUAUGUUUCUCUGUUAUUGUUUUUUUAUGUAUGUGUGCAUUUUGUAACGAGCUCUUUGUAAUGUGAUAAAAGCCUGUAUAGAUACUUCAGACUAUGUAAGGCAACAGGAUCAUGUGUAAUUGGAAUGAAGCUGAUUGACACCUGAUCAACUUGACAGGACCCUAUUGAGAAGCAAAUUGAUAAAAAGAAGUGAUCGUUUGCUUGAAGAUUUCAGUCACGAAAACUAACAAAUCAAAUGAUUUAUAUCACAGAUUUACUCAAUUUCAUGUCAACCCAGUCCUCUAGCUGACAAACACAUAUUUCAAAUGUUCUAUUUGUUUUUUUUUUCUUUCCUUUUUGUUAUACAGGACAUCAAAUAUAUUUACAACAAACACGAAAAUAAACAUAUCUACCAAACUCUAAUUCUCACUAUCAAAAUAUCAACCCUCACUAUCAAAAUAUUAUUAACCUUCUGGGACUAUUUGUUAGUUUUUAUUUUUAGAAAGGUUAGUUUACAUAUAAUACUCUAUGUAUAAAUGCAAAACCUAAUUUAUUGGUGACAUGAUGGGCAUAUGUUAGCGUUAUCAUUAUUUUUCUUUCAAUUGCUCAUAUAUUAAAAUUUCUACGGUAGUUCACUUUUCUCAAAGUCAGGAAAGAUGUUCUAACACAAUUGGAGUAAAUCUAAUUCUAAUAUAAAAUUCACAUAAUACGUAUUAGAUUCUUUUUCAAUUGCCUAUUUUGAGUAAUAUAGUAUUGAAAUAUAUACAUUUUUAUUGUAUUGUCAAUAGUUUUGUAAAAAGUCAAAGCUGAAUAUUGCAUACAGGGUUAUUUAUCCCCUAUUAUAUUCGCCUAUUUAUACAUGGAGACGGUUUCGCCCCGUUUAAAAUUGGCGUUUGCGUUAACAGAGAAAUAAGAGAGAAGACAGUUUCACCCAGUCUUAAAUUCACGCACUGACAUGGGGGAGGGGGGGGGGGGGGGGGCAAAAUAAAACGGGGGUGAAUAUUUCCCUGUAUACAGUAAUACAUAUAGAUUUCUUAGGUCAAAUAUAUUGGUUUUUUUUUUGCAUGAAUCUUAGAUGUAUUGUUACCAAAAAAAUACACAGCAUGUUAUUUGUAAAUGCAUCUUUGAUUAUUGAUGCUCUAAACAAUAACAAAUUAUUGUAUGUAUUGAAAUAUUCUACUGUAACAACAAUUUGAUAUUUGUGUAUAUAGAUAUUCUAACAACGAUAUGGAUUAUGUGUAUACAAACGUUUAGCAAUGUGAUCUAAUUGUACAUUCAUGGUUUGACAACAUGGUAUAUGUGUAAGUAGAAAUGUUCUGAGCACAAUCACAUAUGUUGAAUCAUGAAAUGAAACUUGUGUUUCAAAAUUUUAUGAGCGCAGCACAAAUCAAAAAGCUUAAAAUAACAUCUUUGGGAUAACUUUUUCAACAUACCAUCAAGAAGAUAAAGUGACAGCUACGUUUUUCUUCUUUAAUAUGUCAUUCUGAAUUAUUAUCUUCUUUUUUUUUUUUAUCUUUUUAUCUAGUUUUUAUAAAACAAAUUUGAGUUUUGAUCGCAUACUAAGAUAUGUUUUAAAACUAAAUGAAUGUCCUUAUUGUUAUGCUUAAAGCGAACAACACAGAUAUCAUAUUCAUUAUAUUCACCGUUAAUGUGCUUGAUUCACCUUUCAUUGAUCAUUUUUAUCCGCUUGUUUAGCAAGAUGUUUUUGAGUUAUUAUGGAUUUUUUUCUAUCGUUUUAGCUUACGUGUGCUCUACUGUAUCUGUAGAUAUUCUACAAUCAUGUGAUUUAUAUGAUUUUUCGCACAAAAGACACUUAGUCAGAGGAUGGUUGUUUGGUUGUAUAUCGUUUAACGUCCCGCUGGAGAAUUUUUCACUCAUAUGGAGACGUCACCAUUGCCGUUGAAGCGCUGUAAAAUUAGGUCUAUGCUUGGCGCUUACGGUUUUUGAACAGGGAUGGUCUUUAUCGUGCCACAUCUGCUGUGACAUUGGACUUCAGUUUUUGUGGUCUCAUUUAACUUGGAGGAAAUUCACGUUUGUGCAGAAAAAGAACUAUAACCGAUUCAGAGGAGGAAAAUAUGGUGUAGAGGAAAGCUAACAUGUUCCUAAAUGAAUCCAUUUCUCAAAUAUUUUAUAAAAUACUUUCAAUUAUCAACUAUGACAAUUGGUAAUAAGAGUUGUUAGUUUCUUGAUUUUACCAUGGACAUAUAGAAAACAAUCACAACUAUGAUUAUAUAUUAUCAUGCAAUUGUCAACAAGUGUCAAGAAAAAAACAAUUCUGCUCGUAAUCAUAUUGUUAUUACAAUAUCUUAAAAUCACGAGUCAUUUACCCCAAAGCUAUGAGAAAAUAUUUGGAAAUCGUUUAGUAAUUUUUUAAAGAAAUUACUAGUAAAGCUCUCGAAAUCUAGAUAAUAUAUCACGAUAUUGCAAGAUAGUAUCUUUAAAAUUUAGGUUGACUUUCUCGAAAUCAUGAGAAAUUGUUUUCACAUAUUACAUGAAUUUGAUAAAUAAACUCACAAAUUUGUA
Molecule: messenger RNA, 7412 nt
Organism: Ostrea edulis (European flat oyster)
Lineage: Eukaryota; Metazoa; Mollusca; Bivalvia; Ostreida; Ostreidae
Exons: 15
Coding region: 345-4562 (1405 amino acids)
Biological process (GO): signal transduction
Molecular function (GO): protein binding
Source: RefSeq, a predicted model, not a curated record